UUGGGCUCAGGAAGAAUGACAGAUUUUUUUAUGGAGGUUGUCUAAUUUUUACACUCCACCGUUUGAAAUCUAUGGAUAUUAGCUGAUAGUUGUUGACAAUGCUUUGGUUCAGUAAACGACGCAGCUAUGCCAGAGCCUGUUUCUCUGGCUAUGCGCUUCCCGAGACUAGCCUGCCCGGAAGUCAACAGAAGCUCGAUGUUGUUGACAUCCGACAGGAGGUGUGCGUCGCUACUUUUUAACACUAAGGAAGGACCCAGAUGCUAAUAGCUAACCGUGUUAACUUGUGCAGAGUAUAACCUUUAAUCCACCAAAAUGUCCAAACUAAAUUUGUUUAUAGAAUGUAUCCGUGAGACACUAACAACGGCAACUUUGGAGAUUUUCGGGGCCGUUGAAAAAACGUUUGCUGAGUUCCAAGACGAAAUCAAUAAUUCCAAGGAGGAGAUCGCGCGGCUCAAACGAUUGUUGGACAUUGUUACUCAACCGGAGAUUAAGAUACAACGAACAGAAGUGCAGCAGCUCUCUUUCCCGGAGCCCCCACAGAUUAAAGAGGAACAGGAGCUGUGGACCAGUCAGGAGGAAGAGCAGCUCCAAGGACUGCAGUCUGAAACUACAGACUCCAUAUUCACUUCUCUCAGUGUGGAACAUUAUUCUUAUCAGGAUGGUUCCUUUGAAUGUUCACAUCUUGACCAGACUGUUAAAGUGGAGGACAGAGAAGGAGACUCUCUACCCACCAACACAACUGAGGAGGAAAUCAAAGCAGAGCCUUAUGUACAACGCUCUGCAGCACCAGAACCAGUCAGUGAUUCUCAGCCCCUCUCUGUUGUAGCACCAGACUGUCCUGCAGCUCAGAGUUUGGAGGAGGAACAUGGAGGAGUGCUGCUUUUACAGAACAGAACACAAAACAAUGAGGCUCUUCCAAGGGACAAUAGACCACAGGGAAGUCACACAGGAAAAACAAGACAUCAGUGUCAACAAUGUAACAGAACUUGUUUAUCUGAAUCUCAUUUGAUUUCGCACAUGAGAACACACACAGGAGAGAAACCUUUUCAGUGUCAACAAUGUAACAAAUGCUUUUCUCUCAAAGGUAAUCUUCUUAAACACAUGAGAAGUCACACAGGAGAGAGACCUUUUCAGUGUCAACAAUGUAACAAACGAUUUCCUCACAAAAAUACUCUUGUAAGUCACAUGAAAACACACACAGGAGAGAAAGCUUUUCAGUGUCAACAAUGUAACAAACGAUUUGCUCUCAAAGGUAAUCUUGUCCGUCACAUGAGAAACAAUACCGGAAAGACACCAUAGUGUGAAUGAUGUAAUGUUUUAUGCAAGAACACCAGUUUGGUUUAUCUAAUGAGAAAUUCUAUAACAACCCUCUACAAUGCGUUUUUGUAGUUUUUGUAAUUGCAAUAUGGCAUAUG
This is a messenger RNA of Hypomesus transpacificus, 1415 nucleotides long. Its product is annotated as zinc finger protein 467-like. Lineage: Eukaryota; Metazoa; Chordata; Actinopteri; Osmeriformes; Osmeridae. Gene Ontology annotation, molecular function: RNA polymerase II cis-regulatory region sequence-specific DNA binding; DNA-binding transcription factor activity. The transcript is spliced from 2 exons. The coding region runs from base 313 to 1299 and encodes 328 amino acids. Gene Ontology annotation, biological process: regulation of transcription by RNA polymerase II. The record is from RefSeq and is a predicted model, not a curated record.